AUGGGAGACGAUUCAAAUGAAACGGAAAUAUGGAUAAUCGUAUGCAUUCUAGUGUCUUUUUUCGUAGGUUUGAUAGCGUUUUUAAUUUUACAACGAUUCAGAAGAAAAAAUAAAAGUAAAAAGCUUGAAGAAGAAAUACAUAAACUGCAAUAAUAUGUGAAUUCUUGCGAUAGAAAGCUUGAGAGUCGGGGCGAUAAUAUCAAUACUUAACCCUAAUUAUAAAAUUAAUCAAGUUCAUUUACAAAAACUCACCCCAUUGAUUAAUAAGAUUAAGAGGGUCAAACUAAAAAAAAUGGGAAAAUAUAUUAUGAUGAUAUGGAUAAGUUAGAAAGGGAAAUCAUAAACUAAUAAUAAUCGUAUUCUCCGAAUAAUAAUGAAAAAGAUGAUUAGGGAAUCUAGAGUGGGUAUAAAUAAUCUGUUGGAAUCAAGAAGAAAAACCUAAAAAUUUAGAUUCCUUAAGAUUGA
Molecule: messenger RNA, 465 nt
Organism: Paramecium tetraurelia
Lineage: Eukaryota; Ciliophora; Oligohymenophorea; Peniculida; Parameciidae
Exons: 1
Source: RefSeq, a predicted model, not a curated record